AUGUCGACACCAGAAACUUGUCCUUUUGAAUUUCUUGCCCGCACCACUCAGGCCGCCAAGCACGAGCAGUCGCCAGACACCCGACCCGACACGGUACCUCUGCCUCGACCGACUCGGUCCACGCCCGCCCGCCCUCACGGUGCCUCGCUCGACCGCCUCCGCAAUCUUGCGCGCUGGCUGCGCGUCAACGAGCUUGGCGGAGAAGACGUGCAGAUGUGGCUCACCCGGGUCCUCUCCUCGACAUGCUUCCUCGGCGCCAUAAUAUUCACCAUACCGCUGGCCUUCGACAUAGGCGGCCGGACAUGCGGACUCGCCUUCUCGCUGUCCCUUAGUGCAUACUACUUUGUGUAUUCGGCCUUGCGCCUGGCAACGCCGGCCACCUCCCGAUUCAGGUGGGCAUUAUGUCAACUAUUUGCUUGGACACAGUGGUUGAUGAUUGGAACGCUGUUGAUCUGGAGUCUAAACAAGUUUUCUGUCGACUCGGACAACAACUCAGGAUGGGUGGAGCGGACGUUUGGCGGGAAGAGGUCGCAGGAGACCAGUCUCUAUGAGUGGAUAUUCGGCCCUGAAGGGCUGUUGCAAUCGGCAACAAUCGGCGCCUGGGACAGCGUCCUGAGGUAUAGCACGCCGGUCUUCCAGAUCCUCGAAGGCUUCUGCAGCUUGUUGGUCAUACAGGCCUCAGGUCAGGUUACACGAUGGGUUGUGAACGGAGAGCGGGGGGACAGCUGGAUGAUUGGCCUCCUAAUUACCUCCGCUUCUAUCAUCUCAUCGUCCGUCUACUUUCUCUGGCGGAUCACGACAUUUCCAGAGAUUAGUAACGUAGAUGCCAUUCUCAUCGGUGUAGCUAUCACCACCGCCAUAUUCCUAUGCGCAUGGGGCAUCGUCAGUGGCAAAGGCAAUCCGGUGGAAUCAUCCCUCCUCUUCGCCUACGUUACACUCUGCAUCUACCAAAUCUUCACAGAUUACCAGCCCGCGCCGGGCUCGGCCGCUGCGGAUGCGCCUUCUGACCCUGCCUUACCUCCACUGCCUCCAAUCAUAAUGGCUUCUUACACGACGCUUCUCCAUGCCUUGGGCUCUCUCCCAACCAUCAUGCACACAGCUUUCAACCUCAUGGUCGGCGCCGUAAUGACCAUCUCCCUGUCCGUCAUCAUCUCGCUCGCCUACCGCGUCUUCGUUCUUUACGCCGCCGCUCGCAUCAUACCCGCGAUACGGGAAUCUGGUGCCCGAGCACUAUCCGAAGAACCAAGCCUCGAUGACGACGACGAUACAACCAAAAUUCUAGGAUUCCUUACUUGGUUCAGCCCAAGUAUCAUAAUAGCAGUUUACACGAGUUUACUAAUGCAGCAUUUCGCGAGCGGAAACGGAGAUGCCAACGGUAGUGCUGUGCAGGGCGAGUGGUGGAAGAACCAAGGCGGUGAGACUGGUGGGAAUCUCUGGCGAUGGGUGAACCUAGGGAUCACCAUGGCUAUUUAUGCCAUCGAAUUGAAGAUGAGCAAAGAAGACGACGAUGGUCGGCUCACGCAACACUGGAAGACAGAUUGA
Didymosphaeria variabile is the source of this 1542-nucleotide messenger RNA. RefSeq lists its product as uncharacterized. The transcript has 5 exons. The coding region runs from base 1 to 1542 and encodes 513 amino acids. Gene Ontology annotation, cellular component: cortical endoplasmic reticulum; perinuclear endoplasmic reticulum; endoplasmic reticulum membrane. Gene Ontology annotation, biological process: septin ring assembly; endoplasmic reticulum inheritance. The record is from RefSeq and is a predicted model, not a curated record. Lineage: Eukaryota; Fungi; Ascomycota; Dothideomycetes; Pleosporales; Didymosphaeriaceae.